AAUAGUGAUUGAUGAAUGGGUUUUCCAGUUGAGAUAGAAGCAUUUGAGUACCUGGAAAAUCUUCAUUUUCCACACCCAACAAAGGGUUCUGAAAUUUAAGAGAGUCGGUUUGGGGUUUGGCGGAGGAAAACGUUGAGAAGCUGACCUGGGUUUUGCCUACAAAUCUCUAUUGUUUUAUUAUAAUCGAGUAUCUUUGUGGGGAUCCCUUUCAUUUCUAAACAAUUUCCUGCUUCUAGAUAUGUAAUCUUUUACAGUUCAUUCCUCCUCAUCUCUACGCGUUUCCCUUUUCUUUCUCUGUCUUAUUCAGAUCUCUUCUCCUUGUCUGUUUGGAUCUCUGUCUUCUUAGAAUUUUACAAACCCCAUUAAACUAAUUUCUUCAGAGGUUUCGGAAUCUGUGAAGAAUUUUGGUCGCUGUAUUCUUGGCGGAUUGUCGAUUGGAUCAAAAUCUUGGGCACCGGAGUUUAUUUUCUGGGGUGUCGAUGGCUUCCAGAGAAGGGCAGCGGCGGCGUCAACAUAAUCACAAUCUGGUGCCUCUUGCUGCUUUGAUCAGUCAAGAGGCGAGGAGCGAGAGGUUGGAGAAACCGAGUUUAAGAUAUGGGAAUGCAGCGCAGUCUAGAAAAGGGGAAGAUUAUUUUCUCAUGAAAACUGAUUGUCAGCGACUUCCUGGGAAUCCUUCAUCCACUUUCUCUGUUUUUGCUAUAUUUGACGGACACAAUGGAAAUGCUGCAGCAAUUUUCACGAGGGAACAUUUGUUGAGUCAUGUCUUGGGUGCACUUCCCCGUGGCCUCGGGCAGGAGGAGUGGCUUCAAGCUCUACCACGAGCGUUGGUUGCUGGAUUUGUGAAGACAGACAAGGAGUUUCAGAGUAGAGGUGAAACUUCUGGAACUACAGCUACGUUUGUGAUCAUCGAUGGAUGGACGGUGACAGUAGCGUCGGUUGGAGAUUCCCGGUGUAUUUUAGAUACUCAGGGUGGUGCUGUCUCUGCUUUAACGGUUGAUCAUCGGCUGGAAGAGAAUGUUGAAGAGAGAGAACGUGUGACUGCAAGUGGUGGGGAAAUUGGAAGAUUAAGCAUUGUUGGUGGUGCUGAGAUCGGCCCGCUCCGUUGUUGGCCGGGAGGCUUAUGCCUUUCUCGAUCCAUUGGAGACAUGGAUGUCGGGGAGUUCAUAGUUCCAAUUCCCUUCGUGAAACAAGUAAAGGUAUUUACACUAUUCUCAUUUGGAACUUGUUUCAUUUUGUUAGGAAUCACGAAUUCAACCUCUCUAAUAUAUCUCUGCUCGUUUUCUAAGUUAUCAAACGCUGGUGGGAGGCUAAUAAUUGCUUCUGAUGGCAUCUGGGAUGCCCUAUCAUCAGAUAUGGCUGCAAAGUCCUGCCGUGGACUACCAGCAGAGCUUGCUGCUAGGCAAGUUGUGAAGGAAGCCUUGAGAACAAGAGGCUUGAAAGAUGAUACAACGUGUAUAGUUGUAGACAUAGUUCCUCCAGAUAAUUCAUUACAGUCUUCCUCUCCCCAGAAGAAACAAAGCGUACUCAAAUCGCUGUUAUUCAGGAAAAAGUCACACAGUUCUAACAAGCUAUCCAAGAGCCUGUCAGCAGUUGGUUUCGUUGAAGAAUUAUUCGAAGACGGCUCCGCCAUGCUUGCUGAAAGGCUGGGAACUGUAGAGUUGAGUGGAUCUAAACAUGGCACACCCGGCCUGUUCUCUUGUGCUGUAUGUCAAGUAGAUCUUGCUCCCAGUGAAGGCAUCUCUGUUCAUGCUGGUUCCAUCUUCUCCACCAGCUCAAAGCCAUGGCAAGGGCCCUUCCUUUGCGCCGAUUGUCGAAACAAGAAGGACGCCAUGGAAGGAAAGCGUCCCAGCGGGGUGAGAGUGGCAUAGCUCAUUUCCAUUUAUUAUAUUAACUCCUUGAUUCUUUCUCUUCUUUGGAUCUACUUCGACGGGUCGAGUAGCUCGAUACAGAUGGGUCGAGGAGCCAGAAGUACAUAGCUAAUUAUUGAAGCCAAGCUAAAGACUUGAACUAAACCAGAAAUUGAAAUUUGUGGCUGUAUAUUAUAAAGCUCCUUUUUUUUUUUUUUAUUUGUUUAUUUUGUUUCUGAAUCAAGGUUCAUAAUCUUGCCUUCUGCCUAUAGCCCGUGUUCGGAGGAAUUGAAUGAUAUAAGUUUAUUUAUUUA
Cucurbita maxima (winter squash) is the source of this 2161-nucleotide messenger RNA. RefSeq names its product probable protein phosphatase 2C 15. Gene Ontology annotation, biological process: protein dephosphorylation. Bases 480 to 1868 code for a protein of 462 amino acids. Gene Ontology annotation, molecular function: protein serine/threonine phosphatase activity. Lineage: Eukaryota; Viridiplantae; Streptophyta; Magnoliopsida; Cucurbitales; Cucurbitaceae. The record is from RefSeq and is a predicted model, not a curated record. The transcript is spliced from 8 exons.